Messenger RNA from Gossypium arboreum, 1850 nucleotides. Its product is annotated as protein pleiotropic regulatory locus 1-like. The coding region runs from base 194 to 1654 and encodes 486 amino acids. The transcript is spliced from 16 exons. NCBI's taxonomy places the organism in Eukaryota, Viridiplantae, Streptophyta, Magnoliopsida, Malvales, Malvaceae. Gene Ontology annotation, cellular component: Prp19 complex; catalytic step 2 spliceosome; precatalytic spliceosome. The record is from RefSeq and is a predicted model, not a curated record. Gene Ontology annotation, molecular function: protein binding. Gene Ontology annotation, biological process: mRNA splicing, via spliceosome.
UUUCCGUGUAAUUUACUCUGAAAAGUAUUUCAAUGUACAUCGGGCUUUGGAGGUUAAAGUCGGUUGCUUCUUCUGCUUUACUCGUCGCCGGCCACAUUCUCUCUCUGAAUUUAAUAAAGCGAAUUAGGGUUUAUAAGCUUCACCAUUCCGUUUCAAGCCGACCCUAAAACCCUAAUCCCCAAGUCGGAAGGAAAUGCCAGGGCCACCGCUAGAAAUGGAGCCAGUGGAGCCGCAGUCAUUGAAGAAGCUCAGCCUUAAAUCCCUAAAGCGUGCUCUCGAUCUCUUUAGCCCUAGCCAUGGCCAAUUCGCUGCUCCUGACUCUGAAAGCAAAAAAAUUCGCUUGAGCCACAAGAUAAAUGUUGAGUAUAGUGGAAUAAAAACUGCCCCGGGUCAACCUUUGAAGCAAGUUAAUUCCUGUGUUGCCGAUGAUAAGUGUCGAGUUUCGGCACCUUCGAAUGCCCUUGCUCUUACAGGGCCUGCAGAUUCUUGGGAUUCACAAAAAGAAGGGACUCAAAAUGCUUUAGUUGUUGGUCCAUCUUUGCAACCAAAGACGCAAAACUUUGUUGGUACUUCCGGCAAAGGCACCGCCAUGGUUUCGGCUUCUGCACCCUUUUCUGAAAGGCUAACAACAUCUGCAAUAAUAGAAAGAAUCCCAAGCAAGUGGCCACGUCCUGUAUGGCAUCGUCCUUGGAAGAACUACAGGGUUAUUAGUGGCCAUUUGGGAUGGGUGAGAUCGGUAGCUUUUGAUCCAAGUAACAACUGGUUUUGUACUGGUUCCGCAGACCGUACAAUCAAGAUAUGGGAUGUAGCAAGUGGAAGGCUAAAGCUCACACUAACCGGACACAUUGAACAGAUACGAGGCCUCGCCGUCAGUAGCAAACACACAUAUAUGUUUUCAGCUGGUGAUGAUAAGCAAGUUAAAUGCUGGGACCUUGAACAGAACAAGGUUAUCCGGUCUUAUCAUGGUCACUUAAGUGGUGUUUAUUGCUUGGCUCUUCAUCCUACUAUAGACAUUCUGUUAACGGGGGGACGUGAUUCUGUUUGCCGGGUAUGGGAUAUUCGCAACAAGAUGCAAAUUUUUGCAUUGUCUGGGCAUGAUAACACUGUUUGCUCGGUUUUUACUCGACCAACGGAUCCACAAGUUGUCACUGGCUCCCACGAUACAACGAUAAAAUUCUGGGACAUUAGAUAUGGAAAAACGAUGUCAACUCUAACGCAUCAUAAGAAGUCUGUGCGAGCAAUGGCGCCACAUCCUAAAGAGCAUUCUUUUGCAUCUGCAUCGGCUGACAACAUAAAGAAAUUCAGUCUUCCAAAGGGAGAAUUCUUACACAAUAUGCUCUCUCAGCAAAAGACUAUAAUUAACACCAUGGCUGUUAAUGAGGACGGUGUAAUGGCUACCGGAGGUGACAACGGGAGUUUGUGGUUCUGGGAUUGGAGAAGCGGUCACAACUUCCAGCAAGCUCAUACAAUCGUGCAGCCUGGCUCAUUGGAUAGUGAAGCUGGUAUAUACGCUCUCUCAUACGAUGUAACUGGUACAAGAUUGGUUAGCUGUGAAGCUGACAAGACGAUUAAAAUGUGGAAAGAAGAUGAAACUGCAACCGAACAAACUCAUCCUCUCAACUUCAAACCACCCAAAGAUAUCCGCCGGUUCUAGCCAUGCCUUCAUUUUUGCUCGGUUACCUAUCCCGAGUUUUGUACAAUGCUUUUAAGAUAUGUAAGGUAAAAAAAUUUUGUUGCUUAGUCUGGAUACCAACUAUAACUGAACUGAGCUCAAGCUCGAGUUCGAUUGAGUUUUAUUUUUAAAACUCGAGAUUUAUUUGAGGUAAAAACCAAACUAAUAUUAAAUGAAA